Scomber scombrus (Atlantic mackerel) is the source of this 4560-nucleotide messenger RNA. RefSeq names its product transmembrane and coiled-coil domain protein 3-like. The record is from RefSeq and is a predicted model, not a curated record. The coding region runs from base 1 to 1491 and encodes 496 amino acids. The transcript is spliced from 7 exons. Gene Ontology annotation, cellular component: endomembrane system. NCBI's taxonomy places the organism in Eukaryota, Metazoa, Chordata, Actinopteri, Scombriformes, Scombridae.
AUGGCUGGGUGUCCGCUACGUGUUCAGACUGCUGAGUUGCGGCGGCUCGUUUGCACUCUGGAGUCCCAGCUGAUUUACAGCCGGGGGAGAGGUGGUGAAAAAGAGGAGAAGAAGGCGGAGCGCAGCAGCUGCGAUGUCAACAUCCUCAGCAUCCCGGUGCCCAUGCGGCGCGGUGGCUCAGAGUCCAACCUGGAUGUGGUGGACAGCGUCGGAGAUGACGGGGUAACAGAAGUAAUCUGUGCGCAGCGUGCAGCCACUUCCUGCCCUUCAAAGGUGACCGAGCAGAUCAAGGUGGAGCAGUCGGCUCGGGACCAGAACGUGGCCGAGUACCUGAAGCUGGUGAACAACGCCGACAAGCAGCAGGUAGGACGAAUACGUCAGGUGUUCGAGAAGAAGAACCAGAAGUCGGCGCACAGCAUCGCCCGGCUGCAGAGGAAGCUGGAGCAGUACCACCGCCGCGUGAAAGACACCGAGACAAACGGCAAGCACAGCAGCAAGGACAACGGCAAAGAGUUGGGGACCCACAGCAAGGAGGGGAGCCUGAGGGACGUCAGCGCCACCGGACGACACCCGGCUCUGGAUAAGGUGAAGACGAUCGGACCUGGUGUCUCGCUCUCGCCGCCUUUCUUCUUCAACAAGUCAAGGGAGUUCGCCAACCUCAUCAGGAACAAGUUUGGCAGCGCAGACAACAUUGCGCAUCUCAAGAGCUCCAUGGAGACGGAGUCUGGGCUGAAAGUGGACAGCGGGGCGAGGGGUCUGAGCGGCAGCGCCAACACAGUAGCCAAGACGACCAAGUACCAGAGCGACGACGAGUGCUCCACAGGGACGUCGGCGUCCGCUGACUCGAACGGGAACCCGGCCGGAGGCUCGGGGGCCGGGUCAGGAGGCCCCGGCAGGUCUGACUCCAACGGGCGCCUCGGCGAGGUGCUGGAGAUGGUGCGGGAGAUCAGGGAGGCCCAGUCACAGCUGGCGGAGGACAUGGAGACUCUGAACACACAGUUCAAACGAGACUACAGCUACUUUACGCAGAUGAUGCAGGAGGAGAGAUACAGGUAUGAGAGGUUGGAGGACCAGUUAAAUGACCUGACGGAGCUCCACCAGCAUGAGACCAGUAAUCUGAAGCAGGAACUGGCCAGCAUUGAGGAGAAAGUGGCGUAUCAGGCCUACGAGAGAGCCAGAGACAUACAGGAGGUCCUGGAGUCAUGCCAGACUCGUGUGUCGAAGCUCGAGCUCCAGCAGCAGCAGCAGCAGACGGUUCAGCUGGAAAACACCGACGCCAAAGUGCUGCUCGGGAAAUGCAUCAACAUCAUGCUGGCCAUCGUCACCGUGAUCCUGGUGUGCGUCUCCACGGCGGCCAAGUUCACCGCCCCGCUGCUGCGUAGCCGCCUCCACCUGGCGCUCACCUGCGUGGGCGUGUCCGUUCUGGCGCUGCUGUGGAAGAACUGGGAACAUUUACAGUGCGCUUUGGAACGAUUGCUCCUCCCGCACUGAGCCGUGCACACUCCACACGAGGAGCUGCGAGACAAAACGAGACCAGCAAACAUUGGCCAACCCCUGCGUCCAGGUCCUCCAGUAGGUCUGUUGUCAUGGAGACGCAGGAAACAGCGAGGAGUUUACAUGUAGCCUUACACCAGCCCUAAUCCCCCAACCCCCCUCGCAGCAGUUUUUGGGCUCCACGGUGAAUUGAUUUAUGGGGUCUGUGCUUUUUUUGCAUGUCUAAAAAUGGGGUUCACACAAAUUCCUUUCCCAAAAUACUUUAACGGAAUAAUGCACACGUGAACUUUUUAAGCUGAUAUACAUCCUGUGGCAGAAAUGUGCUGUCUACAAAGCUGAAGGUGCAUAACAUGAAUAACAGAGUAUCACUACAGUCAUAAGGGACACUAAAAAUCCAAACAUAGAAUGAUGGGCGUUAUUUUGGAGCUUUUAAAAAAAAAAAAUACAGUAAUUAUUUGGAGUGUAUUUUAACUCACACCUCUAAAACGAAACCCCUCACUGGCAGUACGUGUGCAGCGGUCGAUCGGUGCACGCCUACAGUCCCCGAAAGCCUCGUCGUACACCAGCCAGCUGUGACGAACACAAACACAAAUCCAAUCUGAAGGUUGAAUUUGUUCCUUGUGUGUGUCUAAACUUUACUGUUCUGUAUUUAUGUGAUGAUUUUUUAUUUGUCUCAUUUUUGAAGCCUGGUAUACACGUUGUUUUAAACCUGUGGGUGCGUUUGUGUCUUAUACUGUGUACACCUGCUUGUGUGUUUUAUACUGUGUGUCUUAAAGGAAAAGUGUGACUUUUUUGGGACAUAUGCUGUAGAGUAGUAGGCAAAUAGUGACAUGUGGGGCAAAUCCUUUCCUCCAGGAAAUAAAAUAUUUGGGCUGCUGAUGAAAGCUGGAGUUUCAAAUGUACUGUAGAUAACUAAAUAAAUACAAGACUCAUGUAAAAUCCCAGUGAAAAGCAACCUUAAAUACUGGAGACACAUUUAAACCGUGGUACAGUAAAUCUAAUUAACCUACCAAAAUGUGCUGUUUUAACUCUUAAUAACAGCAAAAUUGUUCUUCACAAACACAAAUACAGUAGGUGCCAGAUUAACCUGAAUCGUGUGCAGAUGCUUGAGUGCAGCACUUUCAAUCAACUCUAAGUGCAACACAGAACUGUAUUUGCCUAAGAGUCACUUCUGGCUAAAUGACUCGCUUCCUGUACUAAUAGAGAAACACAAGCUUACAAACCUAAUUAGUGUCUAUAAAUCAAUUAAAGCUUAAGUUAAGAAUGCAUGUUGUUCUUAAAUGAAUUGAAAGGAAUAAACAAGACGUCUAGGCCUGAGUUUCCACUGCUUCAAUGAAAAAUCUUGAGAAAACUGGCCCAUAGUUGAACCUGAUGGUAGAGUAAAUAUAAAGCUAGAAAAUGUCAAUCAUGCUUUCUCAGAGCUCAAGAUGCAACCUCUAAUGUUUAAUUUCAUCCUACUGUAACUAGUCCAGAACUGAAAGAUAUUCAGUUUACUGUCACAUAGGACUAAAGAAAUGUUUUUUAAAAAAUGCAUUUAAGAAGCUGCAACUAGAACAAUUUAGCAUUUUUAUUUCUCAAAAUGAUUAUUAAAAUAGUUUGAGAUUCAUUUUCUGUCAGUUAACUACUUAAUUAAGUGUCAUUGCAGCUCUACAGCCAGUAACCUGUUAGUAUAUGUUUAGCUUAAAGACUAAACAGGGUUUUAUCUGCACCUCUGACUUCCCAGCACAACAUAUAUGUAUAAACAUUGUACAUAAUGUAUUAAUUAAUAAGCUUUACAGGUGCUAGUGGCUGUAUUUUGGUUAGAAGGUUCCCCCCUGUCUCCAGGCUUGAUGCUAAGCUAAGCUAAGCUAAUCAGCUGUCAAGUGUAUUUCCCAAAAAGUCAAACUAUUUCUUUAUAGGAAAGCUCAUGAACUGCCUCCUGUCGUGUUUAAUUUGAUGCUUUCAGAGUUUCUGUCAUGUGAAAUACGUUUCAUGUUUUAACUUUUGCUUCUUAAAGAGAUUUGAGAAGAAAAGAAAAAAAAGUAUCGACCAGCUCUCUUGUGCCUCGUUAAGGAAGGCCGACCUGAUACUUGAUACUAUCUGUGUGAUUCCUCCUCGACGAUUAGAGAGAAAAAAAAGCUGACUUAAAGAUGCUGAUUUUUAUUGAAUGGCCUUCUUUUUUUUUUACGAGGUGAACAGAUUUAUGUGAAGCUUUGACGUCUGUCGAGAAAGUCCAGACGUUAAAAGAAAGAUUCCCACCCGUUGAGACUCGUUUAAAGCCACGUAGAGACCCGUGAUUGAGUGAUUACUGCUCUACCUUUUAUUUUAUUUUUUGUAAUUGCUCAUAAUAAUUCCUUUCAGCCUUUUCUGAUUUGACUCUUGCACAGCUGGGAAGUGACUCAUUUGUCUUAAACUAGCACAGAAAGUCCUGCCCUGCAGUCAAAUUAUAAAAUGUAUGACUUGCACUGAUUCCUUGGCUGAUAAAUUACUACGUCAGCCAUCUCUCUAAAAUUGCAAAAUUAGCCUUUAUCACUAAAAACUGCAGCAGUAACAUCUUAUAAAACUCAUAGCAACAGUUUUUUCUCAUGUGAGGUGAGAGCAGCGUCAUGAAUUGGGACAGAGGGAACCAAACAAUGUAGCUCCACGCUCCCUAACCCUGUUUCACUGUGAUGACGGGGGGGGGGGGGGGGGGGGGGGGGGGGGGGGGGGGGACUGAUGCCUUUUCAAUGCAGCUUAAUUCUUCUACUGUGUGACUCUAUUCUGUUUGUGUCCCUUCAGAAAAAAAGCCAAAAAAUAGGGGAGUUUUAAUAAAAAAGGCACCGUAGCCUUUUCUAAUAAAAUACUGAUAAAUAUAUUUUCUUUUCUUCAUCAUCAUUCGUCUUUGAUGUUUUUCCAAAAACUGGCCCAAACACUAUUUCUGUCGACUCCUCGGGAGAGAGACGUUCACCCUCCUCCGAAGCUGUAUUUGUAAGUCCAUAAUGUAUAUUUUCAAAUAUCUGUCUCUUAUAUGUGCAUUAGUUUCUGGUUGUGGGUUUUCCAUAACAUUUUUUUUUUUUUCAAAUGAGGAAAUAAAUCUUUGUUUUUCUA